AUGCGGCUGACAUCAUGGCAUUUUUUGCCAGCCCUUUGGGGACUAGCUCAGGCUCAAGGUGGAUUGGAAGAGGCUCUGGCGGAAGAGCGCGAAAGAUGGUGGAAUGCUGGACACACCCAGGUGCAGUUGUGGGAUCACUCCUGGUUGACUCCCCGGCUCGUCUGUGGAAUGCGAUUCAUGCGCGUGCCACCCAAAUCAAGCAUCGAAGGAGGUGUCUUUUUACCACUUGCAGGUAUGGGAAUGGGAGCCGAAGAGAUCCUCGCCGCCGUCAACAUGAGCGGAAAAGUUCCAAAGCUGAACACCCCGGAAAAGCUCAUCGUGUGGACGUUCGACGGCACUGAGUUUCAAGAGCGUGCUCUGGCAUUCUAUGCCGGUAGCAAACCCCCGAUGGAAGAUGUAUGGCUGCUUGCCUUGAUGUUGGCUGUACCUGCAUCCAAGCACAACAAUGUGAUGUCCGGCAGCGACAUGCUGGAACUUCAAUGUUCCGCAAUGGUGCUGCUGGCGAGCUACAUGUAUGCAGAGUACAUGACACUGCUGGUGCCUCCUGCUGUCUUGCUGAAGUAUUUCCAGCACACUUGGGAAGUGCACAGCCGUGAAGGGGCCCCGGAGUCCGCGACAGAGAUGCUGUCGCAUUUCAGCUCUUUUGAGCCUUUGAAUACUGCCAUGAAUCAGUUUCAGCAGAUCUUGCAGGCCCGGCGACAGGCCUUUAGCUGUGCAGUCUUAGGUCAAAGAGAAUGCCCCAACGACUUGGGGAAAGAUGCAUCGAUUAUCCGACCAUUGGUCGACGUUGUGAUCGUGAGAUGCCAAGAAGACGUGAGCUGGGUCUUGGACUGGCUAGGAAGAGUCCUCCGGGAUGAAUGGACCCCGGAAGUUGCAGGCUUAGAACCCCGGCUCCUGGUUUACGAGAAGUGCCUCUCUCCAGGAGAUUCCGAGGCCGAAGCGAUGACCGGCCAGCAGCUGAUCGACCGACUCCUCCAUCUUGGGGUGCUGCAUCCAGGCAGCGGCGCCAUCUACCUUGCGGAGCCACAAGGCUUCGAGAAUGUGGCCUAUGUGCACUACUGCAUGUCUCCGAAGUGGAGGGACUCAGACUUCGUGAUCUUUCUCCAUGGCUACCCCUUCGAUCACACGAACGAGAAGAUGCUCGACGAUGUCCUGAGGUCUAUGGCUCAGGGCACCUAUGCAGUACCCUUUGUCCACUUGAACAUCAAGCGCCUGCCUCGGAUUGCGGUGGAGCCUUGCCUUCAGGAGCUCAUCAGGCCCGCAUUGGAAGCUUGGCAUGCUGAUCAUCAGGAGCACGGCUCACAGCUGGCUAAGAUGACCGAUCUUCCGUUCGACCUGUCCACGUACUGUUGCACGCAGUUCGUCGUGGCGCGGCACCGCAUUGCUCGAGUGCCCGACUCCUUUUGGAGCGCAGUGUGGCGCUCCCUGCACGACCGCCUCAGCGUGAACGGAACAGCUGUGGAGGGACUUGAUUGGACCUGCAGGCUUCCGGCAAAGAGGGUUUACGAGCAGCGUGCAGAAAGGAACGGUCACAUGCCCAUCUCUGACUACGGCCUGUGG
Symbiodinium sp. CCMP2456 is the source of this 1560-nucleotide messenger RNA. NCBI's taxonomy places the organism in Eukaryota, Dinophyceae, Suessiales, Symbiodiniaceae. The record is from the annotation of a GenBank genome assembly.